Capsicum annuum is the source of this 1809-nucleotide messenger RNA. Its product is annotated as trafficking protein particle complex subunit 12. Bases 156 to 1262 code for a protein of 368 amino acids. The record is from RefSeq and is a predicted model, not a curated record. NCBI's taxonomy places the organism in Eukaryota, Viridiplantae, Streptophyta, Magnoliopsida, Solanales, Solanaceae. Gene Ontology annotation, molecular function: protein binding. The transcript has 2 exons.
UUUAAUUCAAAAUACUUUUUUGUAACCUCCCAAUUAAUUUAAUUUUCUCGAGAGACUAGAUGCUACUCUAAAUCAGACCUUACCCUCAACACCAAACAUCCAGAUCAAGUUAGCUCCUCGAUCCAAAAAACUCCGCUAGCCUCCUCCACUCCGCCAUGAACCCCGCCGCUUCACCUGACCCAAAUCCACCACCCUCCUCCGCCACCAACACUACCACCAUUUCCGAUCCCUUAAAAAACCCCUACACCUCCCUAAACACCCUCUGCCACGACCUUUCCUCCCUCCAAGACCUCGCCACCCGAGGCGCGUGGAAAUCAAUCCUCGACAAAAUCAACCACGCGCGUUCCCUUAACCUCCUCAACAAACCCCAUGAACAUCUCACUUACCUCACGUUCAACGUCUUAGCACUCACCAAACUCCGUCGCCCCGUCGACGCUAAUCAAGAGCUCGAAGCGCUCCUUGUUGUCGACUCCGAUAAUGAUUUCAACGACCCGCAAUUUUAUUACCAGACUUACCCUCAACAUUACCCUAAUAUGAAGGGCAAUUUCAUCCCUUUCGCUCUCCGUUGGCUCCACGCUUAUCUCCCUUAUGCACUUAAUCAGCCUAUGAAAUCGUUCGAUAGGUUUUAUACACUUCUCAAUUUUAUUAGAUCGAAAAAAGAUGGGAACGAUUUGUGGAAAAGGCGGGAGAUCAUGGUGCUAAAUUCGAUAAUUAGUCAGCAUUUGAGUAGGAAGGAUUUUAAAUUGUGUUUGGUUUUGUUGAAUCAGCUGGUUGGGUUGUGUGGGGAGGGUGAUCCAAACGUGUUAUCGAAAUUAGGAUAUGUGAAAAUGCAGUAUGGUGAUGUGGAGGGAGCGAAAAAGGCGUUUAAAUUGGUGGAGGGGAUGGUAAAUAGUGGCACUGAAGUGUGCUUGAGGAAUUUAGUGAGUAGGAAUAAGGCAUUGUUGUUUAUAGUGGAAAAGGAUUAUGUGUCUGCAGUGAGGGAAUACGAAGAGUGCAUCGAGAGGGAUGGGAUGGAUAUGGUGGCGAUGAAUAAUAAGGCGUUGUGUUUGAUGUAUUCGAGGGAUUUAUCAGAUGCUAUUAAGGUGUUGGAGAAUGCUCUGGAGAGGGUUCCUACUGUCGCGUUGAAUGAGACUCUUGUGGUGAAUUUGUGUAGUAUGUAUGAAUUGGCUUAUGUCAAUCAUGCUGAUAUUAAGAGGACGCUUAAUAGUUGGAUUGCUAGAGUUGCUCCGGAUGAUUUUGAUGCGUCUUGUACUCGAACAUGAGAAUGGCCGGGGGGAUGACCAUGGACGCAUUGGAGUGAAGUGGUUAAACUUAAACCUUAGACCUCCGAUUGGGUUCCAGGCAACACUGAUUCCACAGCUUAACUUGGGGAAGACGACUCCAAAUAGGAGUGGUGUAACACCUAUCGCGACGCAUGUUGGAGCUGGAAAGAGAAUGAUGAUGCUAUAUCGAGGGCAAAUCCAUUACCAUCAAACCCCCACUAUUGUGAGACAGAUGUAUGAAGCAUGAUCUAGCAAACCCUGUAGGUGAAGCAUAGAAUACGAUACGAGAAUGAAUCCCAUUCCGAGGAACCUAAAAAAUGGGCAAACCUCUUUGCUGAGACGAACCCUGCAGCCAAAGCGUGGUGCUGAAUUAGUAGUGCAACUGCAACAGGAGGACAUUGAGGUGGGGACUGAAUUGGAAACAUGCUCUAAUCUUUUAUGUUGUGGGUAAUUUCUUUACUCUAGUGUCUGUUGAAAUAUACCUGACUGGGACUUGGGAACUACAUAGCAGCCCUAAAAGUUUAUUAUUAUAAUGAUUGUUAUUUCA